Messenger RNA from Rhineura floridana, 1402 nucleotides. Its product is annotated as E3 ubiquitin-protein ligase TRIM39-like. The transcript is spliced from 7 exons. Gene Ontology annotation, molecular function: protein binding; zinc ion binding. NCBI's taxonomy places the organism in Eukaryota, Metazoa, Chordata, Lepidosauria, Squamata, Rhineuridae. The record is from RefSeq and is a predicted model, not a curated record. Bases 359 to 1402 code for a protein of 347 amino acids.
UUCCCUUGCCGGGUGUAGUUCGGACUUCACCGCCACUGUUAAGCCUGUGCGGUACCGCCUAGUCCACAGGUGUGAACGCUCGCUUAACAGGGUGUGUCAAAGGUGGUAGGUGAUGUCUUAUCAACUUCUAGAACUCGCGCGCCGGGACUCACUUCGCGUUUGACUCACUUCGCGUGCCCACGUUUUCAGAAAAGAGACGUGGAGGCGUGUUGGAACCAGCGGAAUUCUGUAUAAAGACUGAGAAAUCUCCAGUUGCCAACCAAAGCGGAGACUGCCAAGGACAAGCCAAUUGUCAAGACCCCCGGCAGAUUUUGAAGACUACAUCUUCUUACAGCAAAAUCACAGAGAUCCACCUACCAUGGCUUCAGCCCCAUUAUCCGCUGAUGUGAGAAAGGAAGCCAUGUGCCCCAUCUGCACAGAGUAUCUGACGGACCCGGUGUCAGUGGACUGUGGCCACAAUUUCUGCCGGGACUGCAUCACAAAGUACUAUGAAAUAUGGAAAGAAAGUGGGCCAGUGAAAUGUCCUCUCUGCAAAGCUAAGAUCUGGAAAGGGAAUUUCCGGGUAAACUGGCAGCUAAGAAGUAUUGCAGAAGCAUUCAGACUAGCAAAGGAGAAUCUUUGUGUGAAGCAUAAGAAGGAACUCAGUCUCUUUUGCAAAGAGGACAGAGAAUUAGUGUGCGUAGUCUGUGAACACUCUUCAGAACACAGAUCGCAUACUACAGUUCUUAUAGAAGAUGCUCUCCAGGAAUAUAAGGCAUCAUCCACUGAACUUCAGAUGGCAGGAGGACACAGCGAUGAGCUGCUGAAGAUGGUUGAAAAGUUCAAGCAGGCUCAUGUAGAAGAUAACCUUUCAGCAGAUUCUCUGAAGAAUGCAGUGAUCAAAGGGGAAAAGGUUAACGUGACUCUGGAUCCAGACACGGCACAUCCCUGCCUCAUACUGUCGGAGGACCUGAAGAGUGUGCGAUGGGAACUGAGGAAGCAGGACUUGCCCCCAAGCCCAGAGCGAUUUGAAACCAAGCCCUGUGUGCUGGGUCGUGAGCGCUUCACUUCAGGAAGACAUUGGUGGGAGGUGGAGGUGGAAGGGAAGGAGACGGCGUGGUGGUCUGUUGGCAUUGCUAAAGACACUGUCAGGAGGAAAGGACGUACCAGCUUGAAUCCUAGAUCAGGGAUCUGGGCGGUGGGGAAGGCAUUCGGUGACACAUCCCCACCAUAUCAAGUCUUGGUUUUCACUUUGCCUAAGCCAAUCAAGUUGAAGUUUCCACAUGAUCUCAAGAAGAUCAGGGUGGUCAUGGACUACAAAGAAGGCUGGGUGGAUUUUUAUGAUGCUGAUACCGAAAAACGCUUCUACUCUUUUGACCAGGCAAGGAAGAGGAGACAUAUUCCCUUUGCCUCUCUCCUCUAG